AUGCUCUGCAAAACAUUCUACAUCCUUGCGACGGCGGCUCUUGCCGUCGCCACACCUGUCAAACGCCAAAGUGGCUCUUCAUGCAGCGCCAGCCGUCCACGCCCAACACUCCCCUUCAACGGUGAACAUGAGCUCGAGAGCCCCGGAAAGGACCUCAGGGUCAAGCACAUUGCCCUCGGUUUCGGCAUCCAAAACUACACAUGCAACGAGGACCUCACCUCAAAGGCCACCGGCGCGCUCGCCAUGUUCUACGACAUCACACCCCUGUACCCGGGCCAGUCCGACCAGUCGCUCACCAUCGACGCCUUUGACGCCCUCCCCUCCACCACCCUCUACUCGCAGGACAUCCCUCUCAACUUUGCCCAGCCCAACGCCACCAUUGAGGGCGUCGUUGAGGCGGGCUCGCCAUUCCCCGGAACGGACGACCUGGUCGUCGACGGGCUGAGCAUUCCCUUCUCCGGUCACCACCUCUUCACCGCCGCCGGGGUCCCUCACUUUGAGGUUGGCAAUGGGGAGAUCGACUUCUUCGCCUACAAGAUUGACAACAUCAAGGCGCCCGCCAGCGCGGACGCCGGGGUCGACGGCACCGGGGCUGUCGACUGGCUGUACCUCGGUGCCGUCGAGGGCAGCGUGGGCGCGACGCUGGUCUACAGGGUCCUCACCGUCGGAGGGGCUGCGCACAAGUGCACAGGCGCUGAGGAGGGGGAUAUCAGCACGGGAUACACCGCGCAGUACUGGUUCUUUGGGUGAAGACUCCAUGGUGGUUUUUGAUUUAUAGAUGCUAGACUAGUCAUGUCAGUCUCACAUGGUGUCUGGCGUCGUGGGUAAUAGAUUGGGUUUUCUUUCUUUCUCGUCUAGUUCUACUGAGACUCUGUUAUUGAAAAACCUUGGAAAAGAAAUCACAAGAGCAGUGCCGCCCUCUGCGAAAUGACAUGUGAACAUGGCAUUCUGAAACCUCGCAUGCCCAGCCUUGGCCACGCCUUAGUGCGACGCUUUGC
This is a messenger RNA of Emericellopsis atlantica, 998 nucleotides long. RefSeq lists its product as uncharacterized. The record is from RefSeq and is a predicted model, not a curated record. The transcript has 2 exons. Bases 1 to 750 code for a protein of 249 amino acids. NCBI's taxonomy places the organism in Eukaryota, Fungi, Ascomycota, Sordariomycetes, Hypocreales, Bionectriaceae.